Linum tenue is the source of this 1990-nucleotide messenger RNA. The record is from the annotation of a GenBank genome assembly. Lineage: Eukaryota; Viridiplantae; Streptophyta; Magnoliopsida; Malpighiales; Linaceae.
UAUAUAUACCCCUUAACAACUGAACCAAACCCUCCACAACAAGGCAACACUCUCUCUCCACCGGCCACUUCUCUCCCCACCACCACCACAGCCAGAAAAAUAAAAAUGGCGGCAAAAUCAAAAACCUUCCCGCCGGUGGAGGACUGCCCAUCAAUCGGCAGGGAGAACGACACCGUAGUAGCCGACAUGGACGGAACCCUCCUCUGCGGCCGCAGCUCCUUCCCGUACUUCGCCCUCAUCGCCUUCGAGGUCGGCGGCGUCCUCCGCCUCCUCUUCCUCCUCCUCGCAUCCCCCUUCGCCGCCGCCCUCUACUACCUGAUCUCCGAGUCCGCCGGGAUCCAGGUGCUGAUCUUUGCGGCCUUUGCUGGGGCCCGCGUGGCGGACAUCGAGUCGGUGGCGCGGGCCGUGCUGCCGAAGUUCUACUCGGGGGACCUGCACCCGGACACGUGGCGGGUGUUCUCGUCGUGCGGGAGGAGGUGGGUGCUGACGGCGAACCCGAGGAUCAUGGUGGAGCCGUUCUUGAAGGAGUUUUUGGGGGCGGAUGUGGUGAUGGGGACGGAGGUUGGGGCGGUGAGAGGGCGGGCGACGGGGUUUGUGAAAGGGCCGGCGGGGGUUCUUGUUGGGAUGAAUAAGGCGGAUGCGUUGCUGGCGGCGGUUGGUGACGGCGGAGCGGUGCCGGAGAUUGGGCUCGGUGACCGGAAGACGGACCAUCCUUUCAUGCAGCUUUGCAAGGAAGGAUACAUAGUGCCACCGAAGUCAGAGGUCAAACCGGUCCCCGUUGACAAACUACCAAAGCCCAUCGUCUUCCACGACGGCCGGCUGGUCCAAAAGCCCACUCCUUUAACCGCGCUCUUCAUCAUCCUAUGGAUCCCCGUCGGCUUCCUCCUGGCCUGCGUCCGCAUCGCCGCCGGCUCGCUCCUCCCCAUGCCCCUCGUCUACCACGCCUUCUGGGCCCUCGGCGUCCGCGUCCACGUCAAGGGCAACCCGCCGCCGUCCGCCAAAUCCGGCGAACAGACGGGAGUCCUGUUUAUUUGCUCCCACCGCACUUUGCUCGACCCAAUCUUCCUCUCCACCGCCCUCCGCCGCCCCAUCCCCGCCGUCACCUACUCCCUGUCGCGCCUCUCCGAGCUGAUCUCUCCCAUCAAGACCGUCCGGCUGAGCCGGGACCGAGCCGCCGACGCCGGCAUGAUCAAGAAGCUUCUGGAAGACGGGGGCCUCGUCAUUUGCCCAGAGGGAACCACAUGCAGGGAGCCGUUCUUGCUGAGGUUCUCGGCGCUGUUCGCGGAGCUUACCGACGAGCUCGUUCCGGUGGCGAUGUCGAAUCGGAUGAGCAUGUUCCACGGCACCACGGCUCGAGGGUGGAAAGGGAUGGACCCCUUCUACUUCUUCAUGAACCCUAGCCCGGUGUACGACGUGCGGUUCCUGAAAAAGCUGCCCUACGACUUGACAUGCGGCGCCGGCGGGAAGUCGAGCCAUGACGUGGCGAAUUACAUCCAGAGAGCAAUCGCCGCAACGUUGUCGUACGAGUGCACCAGUUUCACCAGGAAGGAUAAGUACAGGGCGCUUGCUGGGAACGACGGGAUUGUGGGGGAUCAUAAGAAGGUGGCUAAUGGCAACAUGUCACCAUUUAAGGUCAUGGGGUGUUGAGUACUGUUGAGCAAUAUAUGUAUUUGUAUGCAUAUAAUGUUGUGAUGCUUGUUAUUUAGGAGGCGUUGGUGUUUAGCAGAGUCUCAUGAAUCCAAUGUCCAGGAAAGAAGGAUUUGGAGAUCGAAUAGAAAGAGUCAAGCGUAUACAAAUACUCCAAGGGUGCGUUUGGAUACAAUGAUUUGGAUUUGGUAUUUGUGAUUUGAAUUUUCAAAUACCAAAUCAUGUGUUUGGAUAUUAAUUACAUUUGGUAUUUGGAUUUGUGUCAAAUUCAUGGGGUGAUUUCCAAAUACAUGUCUAGUGUAUUUUUUGUCAACUUCAAAUACAUUUCAACAACUAGUGAUUU